UGGAAAAUGGAGGGGACGACUUGUUCAGACUUGGACAGGUCUUAAGAUGCCAUUCCUUCUCUUCCGAUAGUUUCCGAUAGGGGAAAAAGAUCUGAGGAGGAACGAGGCAGAGAUGGCGAAAGGCAUAUUGGAGGUGCAGCUGAUCGAUGCCAAGGGGCUGAAGAACACCGAUCUAAUAGGCAAGAUCGACCCGUACGUGGUGAUUCAAUACAGAGGCCAAGAGCGCAAGAGCAAAACUGCCCGAGAUUCUGGUGGUGCAGGCCAGGGAAGUAAUCCAUCUUGGAACGAGACGUUCAAGUUCUUGGUCAACUCGGCGGCCGCAGGCAAUCAUCAGCAGCACAAGAUCACCAUGAGGGUCAUGGACCAUGAUACGUUCACAGCUGAUGAUUUCCUCGGUGAGAGCACGAUCCAUGUUGGAGACCUGAUUACUCAGGGCAUGGAGAAUGGAACCGGAGAGCUGCGCCCCAGCAAGUACAGUGUGGUUCUUUCUGACCGAAGCUAUUGCGGAGAGAUCCGUGUUGGUGUUACUUUUACCGCGAAGAUGGAAGAAGAGAACACAGUAGAGUUUGGUGGAUGGAGCCACAGCUUUCAUGCCUAGGUUGGCUCACUUCUCAUCAUUCAGUCAUUGGAUUGCCGUGUAUCCAUCAAAACCUCAAAAAGCAAUGCUUUUGUUUGUGAUUUUGUAAAGUGUGAUGGUUUUGUGGUCAAUGAGUUGAUGUAAUCUACAUUAAUGUGCUUCGCAUUUCUCUAAACAAGUUUACUACUUUGCCAGUA
Molecule: messenger RNA, 774 nt
Organism: Musa acuminata AAA Group (dessert banana)
Lineage: Eukaryota; Viridiplantae; Streptophyta; Magnoliopsida; Zingiberales; Musaceae
Product: elicitor-responsive protein 1-like
Exons: 5
Coding region: 113-598 (161 amino acids)
Source: RefSeq, a predicted model, not a curated record